CCUCUAUCUACCUAUCUAUCUUGUCUCUCUGGACCAAUCCACCUGUGCUUUGUACUCCGCUUCUCACAAAUCACCAUGCCCUCAAAUCCGUACCACUCAAUACCCAGUUCGUCAGUCAAUCGCAAACAGUGUAGUGAGACAAAUGCCCUUUUUUUUUGUUGCGUUUUGUUGUUUUCUGUCCGUGUUAUCCCCCAAGAGCGACGUUUCGCUUAGCCAACGCGCGCACAGUCAAGUCAUGACCGGUAGUCUGACACAACAUCUACUGGUUGUGGUUGUCGUUGCAGGACUCGCAGAGGUUGCCGCCGGUGAACUUGACAAUGUUGUUGCAGCCGCAGCUUCAGGUGCACUUAGGGUUGGCCAUGUCAACAGGAGUGUCGGUAGUGGUAGGGGCCUUGGCGUCACCGAAAGCGAGCUUGCAGAAGUUGGAGAAAGACAUGAUGAAAGAUGCGGUAGAGGGUUUGGUAGAAGAUUGUUGUGUGAUGGGUGUUUAGUGUUGAGGUGAGUUUGUGAGUUUGUGAGUUUGUGAAGUUGUGAA
Fusarium redolens is the source of this 535-nucleotide messenger RNA. RefSeq lists its product as uncharacterized. The coding region runs from base 143 to 502 and encodes 119 amino acids. NCBI's taxonomy places the organism in Eukaryota, Fungi, Ascomycota, Sordariomycetes, Hypocreales, Nectriaceae. The transcript has a single exon. The record is from RefSeq and is a predicted model, not a curated record.